This is a messenger RNA of Spirodela intermedia, 3504 nucleotides long. NCBI's taxonomy places the organism in Eukaryota, Viridiplantae, Streptophyta, Magnoliopsida, Alismatales, Araceae. The record is from the annotation of a GenBank genome assembly.
AUGGCGGCAUUCAUCGAAUCGGGAUGGGAGGUACAUUUCCCCGGCAUCCCAGCGGAGCUCUCUCCAUUUAUCGUCUUCUCCCUGUUUCCUAUGCUUUCCCUUUGAUCGUCGGCGAGGCCUUUCAUCGAUCCGUCGGUUUUGCGUCUCCCGUCGAGACCAGCUCGCGGGGGUGUUCGUGGGGACGGGGAGACGUGUCCCAGAUGCCAUAUUGCGGACGAGGAAUCUUCAAUCCAGAGUUCUUAACAGCUAUUAGUCUGUCUUCCUUAAUAUAUUAAAGUCUGCUCAUAGGGAUUUGGUCACCGUUCUCCCCCCCUCCUCUUUCCAUAUAGGCUCCUGGUUUUCGUGUCUGGCUAGGUUUCUCCGUUUUGGGGGCGCGGAAAAUUUCCGAUCAUUUCACUAAAAUCUUGCGAUCGCAUUCGUGAACAUAUUGCCCUAUUAUGCUAUGCGAGCCCGACUCUUGUGGAAAAUUCUCACGAAGCGUGGAGCUCCUGUCGCGUUUUAAACGCAUUGGAGGAAAUGGCCCGUUGGAUGUCUAGGUUAAAUGGUUUAUACCGUAAGAUCAAUCGAUUCCAUGGGAACGAAUGGGCCAAUGAGUUCUGGGAAGCGCAGUACAUCCCCCAGUACUUCGGAGAUGAUUCCCUUGGACUUCACCGCUUUGUUCUCAAAGGACACCUGAAGAUUAAUGAGAGCCCGAGGUUUUCUGCUUAAAAUCUAGUGCUUCGUUGUGAGAAGAAAUCGUUAGUUUUUCUUUGGGGAGGAAUGAAUCGUCGAUUAUUUGCAUGGCCUCUGGGUCGUAGUUUUCAAGCUUGAAAGGGAGAGUAAGUUGCUGGCAUUGUCUUAAUAGCAAUGGGCGGAAGCACUUUACGAACUCUGAGGAAGGAUUUCGAACGAUUCCCAUGCGUUGGGCAUGCUCUUUAUGAACUCUGUGAUCGUCUACGUAGUUAUUUGCAGUUUUUCAUCCACUCUGGUGCUGUAAUUGUCACCACCUUAUGGGUUAACUUCACCUGCUGCUCUUCUUUUAACAGGUUAUUUAUUCUCGAAUGAUUGUUUUGCCUGUUUUUGCAGUAUCUGAUCACCCAUUUCAGCGAAUUUCAACUAGCUUCUGUGGGCACUUUCCUCCUCCAUGAAAGUGUGUUCUUCCUGUCUGGGCUCCCAUUUAUGGUACUCGAAAGGGCAGGGUUCUUUAGCAAAUAUAAAAUCCAGGUUGGGCAGUCUCCUCUUUUCUUUAUGACAGUAGAAUAGGGGGAUCGGUCAUUAAUCUCGUCUCUAUCACCUAAUCGUAAUUUCUAUUAAAUUAUCGGGUGCAUAUUAUUCCGUUUUUUUGCAACAGAGUUCUCUGCCGGAAGAUGAAUGAUGUAAAUUUUGCUGUCGGAUACCUUUCCAGUCAAAUUUCCUUCGUGAGCUUUGAAGCUCGUUCAAUUUUAGCUGCGUCCACACGCAUAAAAGCUAAGACUAAUGCAAGAAAAAGGCCGAAUAUGUGCAUAUUUCCGUUGGUCAAACUUUGUAUGACAGGCACUUUCUCGGAGCCUUUUAUUUUUUUUUCAUUGGAGGUAGUUAUGGACAUAGCAUUAUCAGCGAGCUGCACGCCUCGAACCUUUCACACUGUCUCUAGUUUGUAUCAAGUGUUCAUCGGACAUCCUGUUUGGAUGGGAUGGCAGACAUUUAGCUGCAAUCAAGCUUCUUCGUGUAGCUCCUGGCCUUUUCCUUCUCCAUAAUUUAAUCGUGAAAGACGGCCUGCACGCCUGCCCAAGCUCUUCUCCACUCCUGGUUUUAAUACAGAAAGAGAGAUUUUUUCUUCCACCCCUGGUGGGCCAUCUUAAUAUCAUCCCUCAGAUGACGCCUGAGAUUCUCUUUUUUUUUUUUUUUUUUUUGGUUUUCCUAGAGGAUAAGCCUGUCAGAAGAAUCUCACGUUGGAAGUUAAGGGACGACAGAAAUCAUGUUGUCGAGAUCUAUAGAUGAGACUUUCUGUGCUUAUCCCCAGCUCAUGGGCACCUGGUCAAUUUCCCAGUGGGCUGUGAGAUGGUGUCUACUCGCCAUCAUGCUCAUCAUCCCUGCCUCAUCGUCCGGCAGCAUGCAUGCAUGCAUGCAUGCUUACCUACCUUCGUGCGUAUGCAUAUAAAAAACGAUUGCAUCAAGCGGCAGCGGCACAUAUAAUUUCUUUUCGAUUACCGACGUGGUUGUUGUUGUUGUUGUUGGUUUUUUGUUCAUGCCGAUACUGUUUGUUUGUUUGUUUGUUUGUUUGCAGAGCAAGAGUAACACUUUCGACGCCCAGGGAAGGUGCGUCCUGCGCCUCAUGUUCUACCAUAUUUGCGUCAAUCUGCCGGUGAUGCUCGCCUCCUAUCCCGUCUUCAAGCGCAUGGGCCUGAGGACCACCCUCCCCUUGCCGCCCUGGUAUCGUCAUCCCCAUCCCGCGCUUGAUUGGUUAGAAACGUCUUCUUGGCCUCCAGCCGAAGAAGGUCUCAUCGGUUUCUAUCGGCGGAUCCAACAUGCGGUGGCUGAGCUGAUGCUUUCUAUCGAGCGUUGACUCAUUUUUGCAGGGACGUCGUCCUCACCCAGAUCCUCUUCUACUUCAUCCUCGAGGACUUUCUGUUCUACUGGGGCCAUCGCGUCCUGCACACCAAGUGGCUGUACAAGCACGUCCACAGCGUUCAUCACGAGUAAAUCUCGCUCCGCCCGUACCACCCCCCGCCCGAUGCACUCCUCCUUUCUCCGCCGCCCCUCCCCCGCUUUGGUCAACUGUGCGGGCUGCGUGUGUAUUCUAUGGCAGGUACGCUACGCCGUUUGGAUUGACCUCCGAGUACGCCCACCCCGCUGAGAUACUGUUUCUGGGCUUUGCCACCAUCCUGGGGCCCGCUCUCACCGGCCCUCACCUCUUCACGCUGUGGCUGUGGAUGGUUCUGAGGGUCCUCGAGACCGUCGAGGCCCACUGCGGCUACCAGUUCCCUUGGAGCCUCUCGCACUAUAUACCUCUGUACGGGGGGUAAGUUUCUCUCUCUUCUUCCGGUUGACUUCUCCCUUUCUGGCGAAUGCUUCUUGGUGGCGGGGGGCUCAGCUUCGCUGCUGCUUCCUCUGUCAACGCAGCUCUCACUUCCACGACUACCAUCAUCGGGUGCUCUACACCAAGUCCGGGAAUUAUUCUUCGACCUUCACCUACAUGGACUGGUAAGCCAAGGGCAUCCCCUCUCGAUCUUCCCCACCUUUCGGUGCGUUGACCCUUGAGAAAGGCCGGCGGCCCUCUGUUUCACGUGCCUUUCACCGCCAUCUCCGCGUUGACCCAUGCUCGCCUAGCUCCGUCUUUUCUUAUGGCAGCUCAUCAGUUUCCUGGGAUAGUUGGCGAAGUAAUACAUCUGUAUAUUUAUAUAUGUAUCGAUCUAUAUUUUAAAAAUAUCAUCAUAGACAAUAAAAUAAACUCCUGAUGGACGGUUUCUUUUCUCCAGGUUGUACGGAACAGACAAGGGCUACUGGAAGGUGAAGGCCCUCGAGGGCGAUGCGAAGCAGAGCUGA